Messenger RNA from Pungitius pungitius (ninespine stickleback), 3112 nucleotides. It is a transcript of the gene cabp1b, whose product is annotated as calcium binding protein 1b. The record is from RefSeq and is a predicted model, not a curated record. The transcript is spliced from 8 exons. The coding region runs from base 436 to 1881 and encodes 481 amino acids. Lineage: Eukaryota; Metazoa; Chordata; Actinopteri; Perciformes; Gasterosteidae. Gene Ontology annotation, cellular component: cytoplasm. Gene Ontology annotation, molecular function: calcium ion binding; calcium channel regulator activity. Gene Ontology annotation, biological process: regulation of voltage-gated calcium channel activity.
CCCAAUGAAUGAACAAAUGGUGCCUCAGUGUUAAUUGCAAAAACAUCACUUAUAGCUCAAGAGACCUCCCAACUGCUGAAGUGUUUAAAUGAUUCCUGCUUCGUCAUCUUUUUGUGUAAUCCCCUUGAUCCUUGUUUGCUUUUGCAUUUUCACCUCUUUGUCAGUUUGCUUAAGAGUCCAACUUCUCUAAAUCCUCUUAUGUUUAGUCAAAUGUCCAGUUACACUUCAUGUCACAUUGUCUUGAUAAAGACACCAGAACGAAUGUCACAGAAGCCACUUGAUGAGUUUUGAGUUGAGUCAUUUUGCGUUUAUCGAUCAAUUAUGUCGAUUUUAAACAAAUGUGAUGUUAAGUAGUGCGGCUCUGAUUGAGUUCACACACUAAGGGAAUAACAAGCAGCCCGUGAUGCCGAAAAAUCUGCAGUGACGCGAGCCUUAAUGAAGUUUGCGCGCGGACACGCGGGUGACACGCGUCCGCGCGGCACGUGCUGUCAUCCGGAGUCAGCGGAGCGCCGUCAAAGCCCGCACUUCACACUCACUGCAAAUGCUCGACCAGGUGGCUUUCUGCUGCCGCCGCUGCUGCUUCCACGUCGUCCCCGGCGCAGAACGAUGAGCUCCGGUCUCCCCAAAAGCGAGUCCACCACGUCACUGCUGAGAUCCUCGGCGCCGGACCGCAGGUCCGGGCACUGCGCUCCGCGCGACCACCGGAGCCACCGCACUCAGCAUCAUUCCGCCGCAGCCGGAGGCGACGAUUACGCGGGAUGGACGGAGGACUGCGGGACGAGCGCGCGGAGACCGCUGUGCCAGCCAAGACACGCCGACCCGCGAGAUGCAGGCGAUCGCCGCGGGCAGAAGGACCACACUCCGCAGCGGCAGGCGAGCCUCGCGGAUGACGGUUACUCCCGGGAGGAGGCGAGACACCGGACCACCGCGCACCAAAAAGAGCGCGGCCAGUCCUCCCGGUCCAAACACUCCCAUCACCACCACCGCGAGAUGCCCCCCGCGGCGCAUCAGCAGGACAGGAAGACCUCCGCGACCCCCUCUUACCCGAAGCAAGCGGACGACGCGGCUCACUUCUUCGAGCCCAAGGAGAGAGUCGUCACAGGGUCGUCAUCCUCCAGCCUGAGCUCCGGGGCACCUGCGGCCAGCAGCGCGCCUCUCAGGUCCGCCAACAGCCGCACGACCAAACGGCAGAGCGCUCCCGCGUCCGAGCAUGACUCUAGUCUUCAUCCCAUAGUCAAGUCCGUCUUUGGGCAGGACCAAAAGAAGAACUACAAAGCAGUGCAUUCCUCUGAGGAGGGGGGAUCUGGGGGGGCCUACCUUGAGCCACUAGUGGCCCUGGCCCAGAACGGAGCAACUAUGCACAACGUACUGGGGCCUGCGUGCAUCUUUCUACGCAAGGGCUUCGCUGAGAGCCGGCAGGCUGAUCGAGAGUUGAGGCCAGAAGAAAUGGAUGAGUUGCGUGAGGCAUUCAAGGAGUUUGACAAAGACAAGGAUGGGUUCAUUGGCUGUAAGGACCUGGGAAACUGCAUGAGAACUAUGGGCUACAUGCCAACAGAGAUGGAGCUAAUAGAACUGAGCCAGCAGAUCAACAUGAAUUUGGGAGGACAUGUUGACUUUGAGGACUUUGUUGAACUCAUGGGGCCCAAACUUCUUGCUGAAACAGCAGACAUGAUCGGGGUGAAAGAGCUGAGGGAUGCAUUUAAGGAGUUUGACACAAACGGUGACGGCCAGAUCAGCACAGCCGAACUCAGAGAAGCCAUGAAAAAACUUUUGGGACAACAGGUCGGACACAGAGACCUGGAGGACAUCCUACGAGACAUCGACCUCAACGGAGACGGGCAUGUAGACUUUGAAGAGUUUGUGCGGAUGAUGUCGCGAUGAGUUCCUGACAGGGAGGAGUCGACGUGUUAAAACCAAACAGAGUCCAGGACAGGCUACCGAUGGAUCUGGAACUUCUGAACUGUGAAUGAACAAGAAAACAAAAACAUAUCAACCCAGCCCCGAAACUGCCAUGCUGAAGCACAAAGUCUGACGAUCACAGCCAUCACUGUUGAUUAUAUGCUGCUGCUGUUCCUUAGAACUCACACAAAACCGACUGCUGCAUUCAUGACUUUUACGUGGUAUGUCUUUUUAAAAAAAGCACAUUUUCCAUUUAAUGGUGACGUGGUUGUGGACUCAACGGUUGUAGGGAAAUGGGACGUUUUGAGUUAUUGAGCUCAAACAAGAUGUUAAUAAUUGUAGCAAUUAAAGAAAUACAUUGUUGACUAGCAGCGAAACCAAUAGAACACAUUCCUCUCUAAAGCGGAGGACAACUCAAGCACAAAUAUGAUACACGGCAAUAUGGAAAUAUUUCAUGUGAACCUGUCAAAGCUGUUGUGUUUUGUGCGUACUGUUGUUUCUCUCUUAAACCUACUCUUGGUUUAUUAUUCCCUUCUAAGACUACCCUGGUUAGGGCAAGCCGAUGUUAGUUUCCGUAAUGUACGUGUAAUGUAGCACUGAUACAGUUUCUCUUACUUUAAUAACAUUAUGCCCAUCAUACUGUGAGAUAAUGUCCUGUGUGCAAGGCUCCUUCAACUGGAAAGAUUCGGAUUGCAGCGAGUUGCUAAUCUUGAAUGCGAUAGGCUGUGUAUUACUGACUUAACACAAACAGAGUUAGACAAGUCAUCGAGUUACACUUUUAUACUUUGAACUUUAAUACCUCAAAAUCAAUUGAAAAUUCAACCUCUUCCAUAAACUGCCCCAACAUAUGCUCUAAAAACAAGUUCUUUAUUCUAUUCAUCUGUAUCUGCAAGAAGAAGAAUUUGUUGUUUCAUGAAAAAAAGCCAAAGAAAGUUUACAAAAAUAUAAUUUGAGUCUUAGUGUUAUAACUGUUAAGUGUACUGUGUUUGAGAAAUAUGGAUAUAUUUUCAAAAUGACUGCUUGAAAUGCCCUUUCUGGUUCCUGGGGCAGCUAAAAUAUUAGUUUACUGUUUUUAACAUGUGUUCAUGCAUGCUCUAAAUUUAAGAUAUUCUUCUAAAGGGACACCCUACUUUGUGAUUUUUCUUGUCUUAAGUGUUAAACUAUGCAUGCAAGAAAUAACUGACAUUUGUAGCAGAAUAUAUAACUAAUAAAG